Durusdinium trenchii is the source of this 1332-nucleotide messenger RNA. Lineage: Eukaryota; Dinophyceae; Suessiales; Symbiodiniaceae. The record is from the annotation of a GenBank genome assembly.
GAGGAGAAGAUUGGCGUCCUUUCUGACCGAAGCCACCGAGCCCAAGCGAGACCUCACCGGACGAACCCGAUCCAAAGCGAUCCACGACCCCGAGUGACCCGAAGUGACUUCGGACUUCGGACAUUCACAUGGCCUAAAAGUGCCAACUAGCAGCUAGCACCCUUUUUCUUGAGCCACAUGAGAGGGUCGUAAGUGUAUGUACAGGUGUGCAAGCGUGAAAAUACAGAAACGGAGCGUUGAACGGUAUAGAUCUCAGCGGAAGAUGAGUCAAUGGGAGUACCGUGUGUUGCCGUUGGGAGUACCUCCGGUGUGAUGCUGAUUCCUCAGCAAAUGCUGAGGCGAAGUGGAGGUGAAGCCUUCCUUCGUGGCCUGGCGUUUGCAAUUUGGGGGCGAUCGCUGAGGCAUUUGAAUCAAGAAAGCCCUACCUAGAAGUCCACUGGGGCCAAGUCAAUCCUGGUCCUUGACCUCAUUGAGUACUGGUUUUGCACAACCGGAUCCAGUCAAAUGAGGUCCUUGACCUAGGGAAGGAUUAUGACCCAGGACCCAGAUAUACCAUGAUAAUAAUUAUACCUAAGGUUUGGAUGUUUACUUUUUCUUUGACCAGCGGGUUGGAUAAGACCCAUUUUGAGAGCCAUGGUCAACAUCCCAAAGGGGCUGACUGCCACAUCCUUUCCAAAGAUUCAAUUGACACUUCUUUGGGAUUGGUUGGACUGACUGUAGGCCACAACACACCAUCGUCCACCCGAACUCCAUAGAACUCUGUGCCCUUUGCUGCACGACCUUUGGACCCAGCGAACCCUCUUCAUCCUCCCGGCCACGAUGGAAUCAGCUCACCUGCUUCCAGCUUUCAGCCCAGAGACGCUCGGGAGCCAGGUGCUGCAGCGCUUCAGCAUCUACGAGCCGGGAGGUCCCGACGAAGCCCGGAAGUGGACCUCGCAGAUGGAGACCUUGCAGUCCUUGGGCAUCGUCACGAUGGCCAGAGGCCUCACCGAGGAGAACCGCUCCUACGGAUAUUUGAAUCCCUUGGAAGACCCUCACAUCGCGGCCAUGGCCAAGGGAACGGAUCGCUCGGCGAGGCAAGUGAUCGACCGAUGGUGGCUGCAACUGGGAGGGAUGCUGCUGGUGGAGGACCACCUUGAGGAGCACUGGGCCGCGUUGGAGGGCGCUUUCGAGGAGUCGCAGAUGCGUCGCCUCAACGGCCUCGCCAGCCUGGCGGCCUCCUCGCCCGGGCGCCGCGCACCCGUGUGGUGCGAGGAUGUCUACCACCUCUCGGAGUUGCCUUUGGAGACCUGAGCCGAGCGAGGACGCGGAAGAACGACAGAGAACGAAGAG